Molecule: messenger RNA, 9228 nt
Organism: Dromaius novaehollandiae (emu)
Lineage: Eukaryota; Metazoa; Chordata; Aves; Casuariiformes; Dromaiidae
Gene: DGKE
Product: diacylglycerol kinase epsilon
Exons: 11
Coding region: 247-1929 (560 amino acids)
Molecular function (GO): ATP-dependent diacylglycerol kinase activity
Source: RefSeq, a predicted model, not a curated record
CCCCCCGUCUCCUAGCAACAGCCGCUUCCGCUUCCGCAGCGCAUCGCGGCGGCGGCAGCCGCAUGGCGGCCUGAGGGGAGGCGGCGGCGCUGCCCGGCCGCGCGGGCUCACUGGGAACGCGGCGGCCGGGCGGGCCGGGCCGCUCGCUGCCCCUGGGCCGGGGGCCGCGAUGGGGGUUCGGGGCUGCUCGGCGGCGGCGCCCGGUGGCUCCGCGAGCUAGGGAGCGCCGCGGGUCGGGCCGGCGGGAUGGAGGAGCCGGGGAGCGGCGCCGAGUGGCGCCUGGCGCUGUGGACGCUGUGCUCGGUGCUGCUGCCGGUGCUGAUCACGCUGUGGUGCAGCCUGCAGCGGGCCCGGCGGCAGCUGCUCAUCCGCGACAUCUUCCGCAGCAGCAAGCACGACUGGCGCUACACGGACCUCUUCGGGCAGCCCUCCUACUGCUGCGUGUGCGCGCAGCCCGUGCUGCGCGGCGCCUUCUGCCGCUGCUGCGGCCGCCGCGCCGGCGAGGGCUGCCUCAAGCGGGCCGAGCGCCGCUUCCCCUGCAAGGAGACCGUGGCCCGGGGCGGCCGGGCCCCCGCCGCCAUGCCCCACCACUGGAUCCGCGGCAACGUCCCGCUCUGCAGCUACUGCCUGGUGUGCAAGCAGCAGUGCGGCACCCAGCCCAAGCUCUGCGACUACAGAUGUGUGUGGUGUCAGCAUACUGUACAUGACGAAUGCAUGCAGAAUUCUCUAAAGAGUGAGGAAUGUACAUUUGGAGAAUUCAGAGACUUAAUUAUUCCACCGUACUACUUAUCCGCUAUCAACCAGAUGCGUAAAGACAAAAGAACCGAUUAUGAAAAGAUAGUACCUUACUGCAGAAAACACUGGAUCCCAAUAAUCAUACUGGCUAAUACUCGUAGUGGAAACAACAUGGGUGAAACCUUACUGGGAGAAUUUAAAAUUCUUCUGAACCCUGUUCAGGUUUUUGAUCUAAGCAAAAUCACACCUGCUAAAGCACUCCAGCUUUGUACCUUGCUGCCCUGUAAUGCUGUCAGGGUCCUUGUCUGUGGUGGGGAUGGCACAGUGGGCUGGGUCCUGGAUGCAAUUGAUGAAAUGAAGAUAAAGGGGCAAGAACGCUAUAUUCCACAAGUUGCAAUCUUACCUCUGGGAACAGGCAACGAUCUGUCUAAUACACUGGGCUGGGGAGCAGGUUAUGCUGGAGAAGUCCCUGUAGAACAAAUCUUACGAAAUGUCAUGGAAGCAGAUGGAAGCAAGCUAGACAGAUGGAAGGUUCAGGUAACAAACAAAGGAUACUACAAUUUAAGGAAACCAAAGGUGUUCACAAUGAACAACUACUUUUCUAUAGGACCUGAUGCUCUCAUGGCUUUAAAUUUCCAUGCUCAUCGUGAGAAGACGCCCUCUCUGUUUUCCAGCAGAAUUAUUAAUAAGGCUGUUUACUUUUUCUAUGGAACCAAAGACUGCUUAGUACAAGAAUGUAAAGAUCUCAACAAAAAGAUUGAGCUAGAGUUGGAUGGUGAGAGAAUCGAGUUGCCCAACUUGGAAGGCAUCAUUGUUCUGAAUAUUGGAUACUGGGGAGGUGGCUGUAGACUCUGGGAAGGAAUGGGUGAUGAACCGUACCCCUUGGCAAGGCAUGAUGAUGGACUGCUGGAAGUUGUUGGAGUUCAUGGUUCUUUCCACUGUGCCCAGAUACAGGUGAAACUAGCAAAUCCUGUUCGUCUAGGACAGGCACAUACAGUGAGGCUGAUCUUGAAGAGUUCAAAGAUGCCAAUGCAGGUGGAUGGUGAACCGUGGGCUCAGGGGCCCUGCACUGUUACCAUAACUCAUAAGACACGUGCACUGAUGUUAUAUCACUCUGGCGAACAAACAGAUGACGACGCUUCCAGCGUGUCUGAGCAAGAGCACGUGAGAGAGCAGACAGAUGAAGAUGCGUAGGUUUUGCAGUUUAAGAACACUGAACAUUUAAUCCAGGUGAAUGCUUAUGCUGUAAGGAUCCUGCUUGUGAACAAACUAGGGUUGAGGAAAAAGCCAUGCUUUUACAUUCAUGAAAACUUUUACAGCUGAAUUACUGCAACUACUUUGCCUUUUUGAUUGGUCGUGCCCAGCCCUUCCAGCUGGAGGAGUUAGUUACUCCAGUGGCAGGAGAGGAACAGAUACUGCAGCCUUUCGUUGCUGUGCUAGCAGAUGUCAGCACAUACACGGUAUAGUGUGCAAAAGGCUUAAUGCUCCCGGAAAGGGGAGCAUGUGAGAGUUUGGCCUGAUGCCACCUGCCCUUUUUCCCAGGAACAGCUUCAGAACAGAAAAGCAGACCAAGCAGGAUGUGGGCUGAUUUUUAUGACAGCAGCCUGCUCCUGGUUGCCAUCUUUUCUGGAGAGUGGGGACAUGCUUUUCUGAGUACCUGCUUGUGCAGUACUUAUCUAGCACUCUUGACUGGAAGAGUGGAGGAUCUGGGGUCUUCUGGGAAGGAGGUAAGCAAGGAAGAUGUUUUUGGAGAAGAGGUUUCUGGAAAUGGUCUGUUCGCCAAUGACUCUUUCAAUGGCUGUGUAAGACACAAAAUAGAAUACUUCUGAGGUCCUCAGUACCCAAGAUACAGCAUCAAAAUAAUUCUACUAUGACUUGCACUGAAUGGUCUUAUGGCUAACUGCUACAAUUAAGUGAGGGGUUGAUUCUAGGCUUUAUAAAUAAGCAGCAUGUCUUAGUUGUUGAGUAGGCUUGUUGGAAGAGACCAUGGACAAGGGAGCUAUCUCUUUAGUUGAAUAUAGCAGGGCUUUAAAGAAAUUAUGAAGAUCAGCAAUGUUUUUAAAAGGCUGUUAAAGUUCUUGCUUGAUAAUUAGCUGAAAAUGAUAGAGCAAGUUAAUCUGUUAACCAUGUCAGUAAGUGUGGGGGUUGAGAGCUAAGCUUUCAGAGGUUAGCAGGUUUUAACCUUCAUGUGUAUAACUUGAUUCUGGGGGAGAGAAAAAAAACACACACAAACACAGAAACAUUUGUUUUCUGAUUGGCUCUUAAGGUGUUCAAGAUACCUUGUUGGACCUAAGUCUGCAUUUCCCGUAUAAAUAUGUGACCACAGAAAAAGUUGAUGGCCUAUAUUGAUAAUAAACAUUAAGGACACAUACAACACUACACACAAACUGUCAGUUUGACAUAUCUGAAGCUUCUCAGGUUAAAAGCUUCUCAGGUGAAAACAUCUUCAUGAUUAAGAGGAGAAAGUAUCUGCUUCCUUUUUUUCCUUUUCUUAUAAGUGUUUUAAGCCUGCAGCAGCUGAGCGCUAUGAGUUAAAGUUUAAAUUUUGUCACUAAGUAUUCAUUUAAGCCUAGUUGAUUUACUGAAGGUCAUAAGUUGAUGUAUUGAAGGUCGUAUCCAAGUAGGAAGUGGAUUUAUGCUGGAUCUAUACUGCAUAGGCUAAGAACAGUAAGAGAAUUUGAGGGGCCUUGAUCCGAACAUUGAAUAUUGCUUCAUUUCUCAAAACUCCCCAUUCUUCCUUUUUUUUUCCUUUAUGCUAAUUGAAAGUGAUACCAUUGGGUAAAGUAGGGUGUGUUUUUAGGUUUUGUAAAAUGCAGCUGUUUUACAACAAUCUAUAAAACAAAAAAGUUUGCAUUAACAGUGAAUGAAGUAUUUAUAUUUUAAAAUAACUUAUUGAAGCCUUGACAAAGUCGAUAUUUUUAAAACCUUCCAUUGUAAUCCUCUUUGGAGAGCAUUUUUAACUCAAUGGUGUUUGUUCUAGAAAGUGUAUGUGCUAGAUCUUAAAUACUACUGAUUAUCAGUGAAUGUAUAGAUGUGUAAAAAUGUGAUUAGAGUGUAAUGAGCUGUAAAGCAGAAGCCACUUGUAAAUUCCAUGUUCAUUAGCCGUAUACACCUCACUUCAUUUUAUAAUAUGUAAAUAUGGAGAACAUGAAUAGUUAAAUAUAUUUAAAAGUAUUUAAAAUACCCCAAAACAUGCAAUGUUAGAUAAAUCCAGUAUCCUAAUUUUUUUUUAGUUAUGAAGAUAGAAUUUAUAUUGACUUUAAAAAUCUUACUAGUUAGAAGUUAUUAAUUUAUUUUUAUGUGAAUAACUUAUAAACAUCAGCAUCCUAAAAAAUAUUUAGGUUCUAUGCUGUGGUUCUCGAACUAUUGUUUACAAACAAAUUACAAGUCUCUGGAAAACCAGGGUAUGCGCUAUGAAAAGCAGUAUUUUCUCAACAGAAAUGGCAGUACUGGCUGCUUGGUCUAAAUUAUUCAUAACGGAGUUUGAAGAGCUGCCUAAAGCUGAUCAGAUAAUUAUUCAGACAGUUAACAGUUCUUAGGAUAUAAAACAGUUCCAAAACUUCAGUCUUUGCACUCCCAGCAUCUAAUGAAAAAAAAUUGACGUGAAGAGUUUGAAAAGCCUCCCUUUUGUACAGCAGUUGAGACAGCUUCUCCACUUCUGUCUUGCCUGGGUGGAGUAACACUCAGGUACUGUAUUUGUGCAGGUUAGAUCCUCCCACUUACUGCAGCUUCCUAGGAAUCCUGUCCUAAAUGUGUGAAAUAGUCUUUGGGAACCCUAAAUCCAUCAUUAGUUCUGCAGAAGCAUAAGAGAAGUGAAAGGAGCAUCUAGCUGGGCACUUGGUUCUUUGGGAGAACUGCCUGUAAAUGGCCUUACUCAUACUGGACAGACCACCCCCUUCUUGCGUGUGGUAGGAAGAAAGCCAUGUUUCAUAAAAUGACUCUUGGUGAUUGCAGCAGAUAAGUAGCAAACUUAUCCAUUUUAGGCACGAGAAGUCUCUAGUAAAACUGUAUUUAUGAUAUAGAAAAUAUUCUACAAAAUUGAAGUGUCCAGUUCCCAGUCAGACAUGGCGUCGGUCAUCCUUCUACUGUGACUAUAUGUAGUUGUAUGUAUGACAAACUUUUUUUUGAGACGUAAAUGUUAGUGCUAGAAUUUGGGAAGUCUUGCUGGUUCCAGCACUGAAUCCUUCGAUUUAAAUGUGUCCUCCUUUCCAGUAUGUUGCAUAAUGAGUUAGUCCGUUUUGAAUGACUCUCGUGGAAUGGUUCAGUUCUAGCCCAACUGCAGGGAGUAAAUGUCAGCAAUGGGCUCCCAGAUUCUAACGCUAAUGUGAAUGAAGUGGUAAAGCACUUUUCGAGUUUGUAAAAUAGCUGUAGCUGCUUCUUGUUGUGUGUGUGUGUCGUGGAUGUGAAACUGCUACAUGCUCUUUUUUAAUGUUGUUGGUAAAAGAUGUAAAGCACCGGAAACCUAGAAAUACUGCAGUGCCCUCUCCAUCCAGAGGAGGGUACUCUUGGGCUGAACUUCAUAUCCUGCACUGAAGGAUUCUCCCAUGCCCUCUUAGCGAUUAAAUGGUGAAAAGGGUGUUUCAGAAAGACAAAUAAUGGAUAGUUUUUAGCUUCUCAGUCUUCAUAUAGUGUAACUUCAUGUAAAAUGUAUAGGGUGAAUAUUACUGUAAAAAAAUUGUUCAGCAUUCAAAAGUGAAUUCACAAAGUUUAUUUUGUAGUCUUAUCGCAGCAUGCAGUAGUGUAACUGAAGGUUGAUCAGAGUCUGAUAACUUCCUUUAUUGUGGGUUUGAAGUCCUGUGAAAUGCACUUCAGAAAAGUUAAAUUUGCACGGAGAGGCUUUCUGUGAGCGAGCUUCCUGCCUUGCUCAGACCUGGUUGGUUUACACAUGCACGUUGAGAGGGGAUGUGCAUGUCUUCGUAUGCAUGGAGCCUUUUGUCGUAGGCUUUGUAUUACUUUGUUUUUUCACUUUGAGCAAUUCAUAGCAGGAUUAAAAUAAGCUGGUUUAGAUGCCCUGAGAUUUUUCCUUCAUAUUUGGACUCUCUUAUAAAAAGGUGUCUCAAGUCCAAACUUAAAUUUUUCAUCUUUAAAUAAAAAACAGCUGAGGUGAGUGGCAUCCAAUUUUACACUUUUCAAAGUAUUUCUGUAGUUCUUGAUGUUUAAAGCAGCUUAUGGCAUAUUUAGAACAUAAUUUUAAAAGAACUUUGGAAUUAUUGUAGUAGAGAACAUUGUUUUCUUUCUUGUGGAGCGGUGAGACUUCUGUUUCAAAUGAGUAUUUAGUUGAAAACUAUGUUCAAGUUUGGAUGCUUCUCAGCUACUGUUACGAAUUGCAUUUAAUGUUCGUAAUGUAGAGACAGUCUAGUUCAAUUUAUGCAUUUAAAAUUUUUCUGUAAAUGGCUAAUUUCACUAUUGCCCCUUCCUAGUUUUUUCAGAUCUUGCUUUUCUUAGGCACUGAGUAACUUGAAAAUAUGAUUUAUUUUAGUCUGAAACAUUAAGCACUUGCUCUUGGAAAACAGACCUGAGUUUCUCCUGGUUAGGUAAGAAAAUACUACAGUGUUUGAAUACAGCUUAGAGACUAAUUCAUCUUCCUUUAGGCAAUGCUAUAGCAAGAGUAAGUUAAAUAUAUUCAGUAUAAUUUCAGCUGAUUAGGAUUAAGAAUUUAUGUUCACCUGUACAUUUUGUCUUGGUAGUAUUUCUAACUGCUCAGUAAGCACUUUUUUCUCAGUCAUUUAAUUACGCAUUUUAUGCUGGCUUAUUUGCCUCUAAAAUACUGUCAGGUGGGACAGUGUCAAAAGCCCUACUAAACGCAGAGUAGUGAUACUUUAUACCAGUUAGCUUGUCAGCAGAGAAAAUCAGAAGGGUUUUAAUGCAAUUUAUUCUUAGCCCAGCAGCCCACCUGUUUGGGUUUUUUAAUCACCUUAAUCACCAGUUUACUCAAGUUAACACCUUGGCCUGUUCUAAUACCUUGCCAGGUGUUAUGUUCCAGCCCCCCUUGCCUGCUUUGAAAUCGUGGUGUUUGCUCUUCACUGCUGGUGAGGAAUCUCCCUGUUCUCCACAGGUGCUCUGAACUAAUAGUUAGUUUCUGGUGUCAAUUUGGCCAGUUCCUUUUGGUUCUGCAUUGCAUGCACUGAAGCUCACAGCUUUUUUUUAAAAAAAGUAUAUUAUUAUAUCUAACUGUAUAAUUAAAACAAACUCAUAAAGCACUGUAGCAGCAUAACAGUAUCAAUGUUAUAAUACAUACUUUUUUUUUUCUUACUUAGGAAUGAACCACUCUUUUUCUGAAGAGCACCACUGUAACCUAGUUAGUUAAUCUGUGGUUAAGAGUAGGAUACUUAGGAAUCUCUGCAUGUGUUCUAGAUGAAAUACAGAACAAAAAGGUUUAUGAGACCUAGUAUUAGCAGUUUUCUCCCUUUUAAAAAAGAAAAAAAAAGGACCCUUCAGUUAGGAGUAAGCUAGGAUAUCUUUAGAUUUAAAAGUACUAGUAACAUCACUGAUCCUGUUGAAUGUGAGCCCUUAUUUUGAGAUGCUGAAUUUUGUUCUGAGAAAUUAUAGCUGCUUCCUGAACACAGGAAUAACAUAACGGAGCACCAUGUCUUCAUUUAACAGUUAGGUAUGUUGAGAGAAUUUACAUGUGUACUUAAAUUCAUUCAGGCCACAUUUCCAGAAGCAUGAUAUAAUCCAGAUUUUUUUAGCUCAGUAAGAGUGCUAAAUACCCAGUUCAGAUUCUGGGGUUCUCAGGGAGAAGCUUCUAGCUGGUGUAAAGCCACAUGCCUCAAGUGAAUAGAGUGAUUUUGUGCUGACUUACAGUAGCUGAGCAUCCGACCCUUACUAUUUAAGUCUGAAUGUAUUCAAAAUUUUACUUUGUUUCUGAUUAAUACUGCCCUGUUUACUGUACUUAUUCUUUUAUUGCUGUAUGUAACUCAUUUUGUUGCAUUUUGUUUUAUUUGCAACUUGUUUGUAGAUUUCAGCAUAAAAAUCAUUGUUUUCUUUUUAAGAGGAAGUGGAAGCUAAUAUUGUUGAGUUUAUUCCAUUUUGUAUCUUCAAAGUUUACAUCCCUCAAAAGCCAUUUUGUCUGCUACCAACUAUUGUAAUCCUUAGAGUACCUCCAACCAUUUUCUCUUUAUAAGAUUUUUAUAGUUAAACAGAAUGGAUUUUUAUUUUUGUAGCUUGUAACUUCAAUAUGUAUAGUUAUUUCUAUUCAGUAAUUAGUGAUCAGAGUAGUGUAAGAAUGUGACUCUUAAGAGCUGUAACCUUAAAUUAGUCAUAACUACUUACAAGAAAAUACCAGCAUGUUAAGUUUAAAAAAAAAAAAAAAAAAAACAGUUUGGAAAUACUGUGAUGCUGUGAUUUUUGUGAUUUGUAUUGACUGUGUUUAUGAAUAUUCUGAAGUUGUACUAAAUGAGAAAAAAGAAACUUAAAAAUGCAAACAGCUGUUCAAAAGUAGAAUUUGUAAUAUCUUAGUUCUUGUCAGCCAACAAAGAUGACAUUUGGGAUUCAGUGGGGUUUUUUUCCUUUUUCCCUAUAGAACACUAGUGCAAACAUGAUCAGAUGUACUUGACAAAACAGUAGCUUCCUCAUGUCUCGUAUUUUAAGAUAAACAUAUUAGUGUCCAAAGAUAAUAAAGCCGUUUGUACUGUCCUGACUUAUCUUCCCAGAAGACAAAAACUCAGAGCAAAACUGAAUGCUCACACCUGUAAAGUAUACUGUUUGCAAACAAAUAACCAGUCAGCAUAAUGUUGAACCUCCAGUGUAAAUUUUUAAAGGUAAAAGUUUUUUACACUUUUCUUGGCAUCAGGUGAUGCUUGCAAAUCCCAAUUUUUUUUUCCUUUGGUGUUUAAAAGAAAGUAGGCUGAAAUGAGAGGAGGAGGAGGUAUUCAUGUAAAACUCUUACCGUAAAACAGGAAAACACACUUUCCAGCUAUAUUUGCUGUGUGGACACAGCAAGAGUGAUUCUGGAACUUCUCGUAAAACUUUCUGCGUUGUUUGCACCCUUAUUGGCUUGAUCCAACAUUGCUGAAGCAGAUGAUAUCACCCUAGGCCCCUGUAACAGUGACAGGUUUACUCGAUCAUUACAUGUGGGUGAUGUGUAUCAUUGAAGAACUUGAGCCAGGUUCUGUCAAUAAGAAGCAGUAACUUCAGUGAAGUUGCAGAACUGCAUCAGGUUCUGUGGCUUUACUCCACAUUUACACAGGUAUGACUCAGUAAAACUUUGCCUUCAGUCGGUUGUAUCAUGGCCUGUUCCUUAUGACUUGGGCAUGCAGAAAGCUCCUUUGAGAAACAUCUGCUCCAUAUUCUCAGAAGUUUGUAAAUAAGUUUUUCACAGCACUGACUUUCUGAAUUUCUUAUUGCAUCUUUUUGUCAUGUUAUUUCUACUGUACUUCUCUGUAGACUGAAGUGUGUACAUUAAAGUAUUUAAGCUCAUGUAACUCUUCCUGUUCCUUAUGAUGUAAACAGCAAAUAGUCUUCACAUCUGUAAUAAACUUGUGAUAAAGAUAA